Messenger RNA from Amoebophrya sp. A120, 2233 nucleotides. NCBI's taxonomy places the organism in Eukaryota, Dinophyceae, Syndiniales, Amoebophryaceae. The record is from the annotation of a GenBank genome assembly.
AUUCUUUACCGUCUUCCCGAGGAUCACAAGUUGCAGGUCUCAGCGAUUUGGAAGAUUAUAUCCAUCACACUCACAGUAUAACUUUGAUCAAGUAGUAUCGUACUGACGACGAGCAAGAGAUGAAACCCUGAGAACCCCCCACGACCGUUCAAAGUCUUUGUGGUCUUCACGGCGAGUAGAUUCCAGUACUACUCUAGGAAGAAAAGAGACCAUCGGACGACCACCGACCGAGACCAUGGGGAUCGAGUCGGAGUGUUUGCUCGAGCCCGUCAACGUGUUUGACUGGUACAAGAAGCACGAAGCGGAGUUCGCACCUCCGAUUUGCAAUCGGCUGAUGCACAAGAACCAGAUGACGGUAAUGUUUGUCGGUGGGCCCAACAAGCGCAGGGACUUCCACCUCGACCGGGGCAGUGAGUUCUUUUACCAGUUGAAGGGCAACAUGAAGCUGCCAAUCAUACUGCCGAACAAGCAGUUGGAGAUCGUGGAGAUUAACGAAGGGCAGGUGUUUCUGCUCCCCUCCUGCAUCCCCCACAGCCCGCAGCGGCCGGAAGAGGGCUCCCUCGGGCUGGUGGUUGAGAGGGAACGAUACGAGGACGAAGUGGACGGCCUCCGGUACUUAUGGAUUGCAAAUAUGUCUGGGUCUGGAAGAAUACAAACUUUGUGAUGCGCAUUUCAGAACACAGAAAAAUCUCUCAUGCAUAGGUAGCAAAAGCUGCCUACUUUUUGUCACCGAAAUGGGGACUAUUAUCAUGCGGAUUCGGCAUUGCGGAAGCUUCUCGAGACCUGUGAUGCUGGAGCUUCCAUACCAGACCUUCUGCGUCAUGCAAAAACUGCAUGACUCUUCCAGACCCAGACACCCUUGCAUUUGAUAGUACUUCGUGGGGUUUGACUUUUUGAAGCACGAGAAGAACCUGGAGGCGUUGAAAAUCGACGAAAUUCUGUGGGAGCGGUUCUUUAACUGCCGCAGCCUGAAGGAAGACCUGGCACCGGUCGUAAAGUAUCCUGUGUAAAAACGGAGCCGCCCACGCGUCGACCUCAGAUUCAUCAAGAUGGGAACUUUGCAAGACAACUCCUGAUCAUAACUUUUGGGAGUUACGCAUGACAAGUUCUUUGGCUCUGCAGUUGCGUAGUCCGCUGGCUAGCUAGUCCAGAUGCAUUUUACCAAUCCAAUCUUUCUUAUCCUGAUUAGCGCAUGACAGAUUCCCAAAACAAAGCCAUAGAGAAAAUGCCUCUCAUGUUGGACAGCCGCAUGAGAAACAUCUCUAGCAUGCGCGUUUGCAUGACAUCUAAUCUGACAUCUCCGGGUAGGUGAUCACGUUUUUUCGCAGGAUAUACAGGCCUUUUUGUCCAGCGAGGAGUGUGCGAAAAACGACCCGCGGGCCACGGACUUCCAAAACGUGUUUAGCUGGUUUAGCGAUAAUACUACUUCUACAGCUGCCCCGCACGCGUCCGCAACAGCAAACACAGGGAAGAAAAUGAAAGAAGCCACGGACAGCAGUCAGGAGCCGAAAUUUCCCGUGAAUCAGAAAAUUUUCUCAGUCCCGAAGCCGUUUCUUCUGGCCGACUUUCUAAGGGAAAAUCGACAAAGAUUGCAAGCGGGAGAGUCCUUGCCGCUGUUUGGCGGAAUAGUACCACGCGGCGCAACAGAUAAGGAUGGUUCGACAGAAGCAAAUCGUAGUGCUGAAGAUGAUUCCGCAGCGGCCCACGAUAAAAGCGAUCAUCCAGACAAGGAAUUCAACAUCAAAAUCGGGUUGCCGGCAACGAUUGACUUACCAAAGAACGGCGUGGAGACGCUGGUGUUUCAAAUUGAGGGCGAAACCCGACUGACGCAGGUGGGGGAUGGGGGAGGCGACGGCGUCGGGGGAACAGAAGUAGUAGACGCGAUUACUUUAAAAGCUGGCGAGUGCGUAGUUUUGCCCGGUUGUAGCAGUGAUGGCGCUGGUAGCCGUUGCUUCGCGUGUGAAACCGAUCGAGAAACCAGCGUGGCACUACUUGUGCAGCAGUAUCCAAGAAAGAACGCAGAAUUCUACGGGUAUUAGAGGCUGCGGAUUGGAGGUGGGGAGCGAUGAAGUGAUGAUGAGAAGAUCUAAUCUGAAGCAUUUUCUGACUUUUUGUACUUUUGAGGAAGAGAAGGACUGUCACAGUGUGACGACAAAAAGAAAAACGAAGAUGGAGAAACCAAAAAACAAAAAAAUAGUACUCGUCAUCUCCGAAUGCCAGCAAGCAUGUUGAU